Rosa rugosa (rugosa rose) is the source of this 1560-nucleotide messenger RNA. RefSeq names its product L-ascorbate peroxidase 3-like. Gene Ontology annotation, molecular function: heme binding; peroxidase activity. The transcript has 8 exons. Bases 699 to 1307 code for a protein of 202 amino acids. Gene Ontology annotation, biological process: response to reactive oxygen species; cellular response to oxidative stress; hydrogen peroxide catabolic process. The record is from RefSeq and is a predicted model, not a curated record. Lineage: Eukaryota; Viridiplantae; Streptophyta; Magnoliopsida; Rosales; Rosaceae.
UCUAACUUCUAAGAACUAAACUUGCUAAUAGGAUUAGUUCUGCUUCUACAUAACAAACAACAGUUCAUAUAGAGCAUCCACGUGAUUCCCUUCGGAAGAUUGAUGGACCCGAUCACUGAGCAGGAGACGGCGGAGUGUGUUGGCAGAUGAGGCAGUGGUCGGAACCGCCGAGGACCGGAAGAAGAACGCCGCGGCCACAUCUGCUGCAGAAGGCAGUGGUCGGGAACGCCGAGGACCGGAGCAAGAACGGCGCGGCCACAUCUGCUGCAGGAGGAGGGGAUUCUGGAACGAUGGUUGGUGGAGGUGUUGAGGCCGAAUUCGGGGAGGAUUCUGGUGGUGGUGUAUUAUUCUUUGGUAGUGGUGGGGGCAAUGGAAUUCCUUGAUUGAUCGUCGUCGGCUCUUGGGUUGAUGAUAUCUUGUGCUUGAUGGCGGUGAUGAAAUCUUUGAUCGCGGGCCGGAACAGGUGCCAUGCCAGAAGUGCGAGAAUUCCGGAGACGAGGAAGAUGAGUAUGGUGAGGAGAGCAGCAAUGCUUGCCAUUUAGAAACAAAACAGAAGGGGAAAAAACAAAACAGAAGGGGAAAAAGGAGGAGGAGGAGGAAUGGAAGACAAAUUCAAGUUCCCGGGGUCUGAGUUUGCCGCAGAGAGCUAAACCAGAGAGGCGGCUCUGUUCGAAAAGAGAUCGGAACAGAGCCUAAAAAUGGCAAACACCCACAUCCAAUCAGAGCCCGCCACAUCAGCCUCCAUCUCUCUGCAUCUCUCUGCUAUAGUAACGGAGGAACUGAAGUCUAAGCAUAUAAGGAUUUAUGCAGACUUAUACCAGCUUGCUGGUGUUGUUGCUGUUGAGGUCACUGGAGAAUAUGCUGGUCACUUGGAGCCCUCACCAUUGAUUUUACUCCUGGCAGGAAGGUGCACACAUCUGAGGGACAUCUUCUAUCAAAUGGGGUUAUCUGACAAGGAUAUUGUUGCACUCUCUCGGGCGCUGGAACCCCUGAAGUUUGAUAACUCAUACUUCAUAGAAUUGCUGAAAGGGGAAUCAGAGGGAUUGCUGAAACUCUCUUCAGAUACAGCUCUGUUAGAUGAUGCUGAGUUCCAUAAAUAUGUUGAGCUAUAUGCAAAGGAUGAGGAGGCAUUUUUCAGAGAUUAUGCUGAAUCACAUAAGAAACUCUCUGAGCUUGGGUUUACUACAAGUUCCUCCAAGAUUGUUGCAAGGGGUAGCACCAUACUGGCACAAGGUGCAGUUGGAGUUGCAAUUUGUGCUGCUGUUGUGAUCCUGGGCUACUUCUAUGAAGUUCGCAAAAGAAUGUAGACUUGCUCAGCUGAUUGCUUUCGAUCCUAAUGAAUAAAUGAUUAAGUGACAGUGAAUUUUGUUUCUUAAUUUUAUUUUCGAUUAGAAUGAGAGAGGUCUGUCUGCACAUCUUUGAUUUAAUUAAUAACCCAUUCCUUCAGCGCAGCUUAGCUGCUGCAUUUACUACUAGAAACAUACAAGUGAAACAUUGAGUCAUUUUGAAGUAAACAAUAUAUUGCACAGCAGACAUGAGUAUUCUCAUCUUACAAAGAAA